AGGCUGAAGAUCUCCCACUUGGACAGCAUUUUCCUGAGCCGUGUGGCCUGGGCCAAUGUCGGUGGGCUGCCAGGCAUGAUCCUCACAUUAAAGGCUAUGGGGCUGCAAAGAUGUGUUUUCUUAGGGCCACCAAAGCUGCAAAGCUACUUGAAAGCCAUUCGACUCUUUCCUGGACCCUUAAAGAGAAUGGACUUAGCUGUACAGCUGCAUACAGAGCUGGAGUAUAAGGAUGAGACGAUGACAGUUUACCAAAUACCUCUUAUAGGAAAGCCACUAGCUGCUGAAAGCAUGUUGCCUCAGAGUCCUGGAGCAUCAGCCCAAGGUGGAAACAGCCCAAAAGAUGAUCUAGGGCCUGGAUCCCCAAAAGCUGUGCAGCAAAGCCUGGAGGAGGGCAAGGAAAAGGAAAGCCCAAGAAAAACAGGUGACACAGAGAAGUGUGAUGGCAGGCAUCCUGAUCUGGUGAUGGCUUUCCUUUGUAAAAUUCACCCAAAGAAAGGAAAAUUCCUAGUAGCUAAAGCACAGGAGCUAGGCCUGCCAGUGGGAACUCCAGCCAUUCUUCCCAUAAUCACAGCUCUCAAAAAUGGGGAGAGCAUCACUUUUGAAGGCAGAGAGCUCUUGCCUGAAGAACUGUGUACCCCUACUGAUCCUGGUCCAGUGUUCAUUGUACUGGAGUGUCCCCACAAGGGCUUUGUGGAUGCUGUCUGUGAAAAUGACACCUUCCGAAGGUACCAAGAAGGGCUUCCUGAGAACCAGGUGGCUUUGGUUAUUCACAUGACUCCAGAGACAGUGCUUCAGGACAGCCGCUACCAGCAGUGGCUGGAAAGAUUUGGACGUGGAACUCAGCACUUAGUACUGAAUGAAAGCUCUGCUGCAGUGCAUAAUCCACGUAGCUACAAGAUACAAACCCAGCUGAACCUCAUCCACCCAGAGAUCUUCCCUCUGCUCACCAGCUACCAGAGCAAGGAAGAAGAGGCUGCCUUUAGUGUGCCCAUUGUCCGAGGAGAGUGCCUCCUGAAAUACCACUUCAGACCCCAACAGGAAUGGCAGAGGGAUGCUGUGACUGUCUGUGAUCACGAUGCCUUUGUAAGUGAAGCCCUAGAUCUCCCUGACUUCCAGGAUCGUGUGAAGGAGUGCAAAGAGAGCCUGCCUGAUGUACCAGGAAAUGUGGAUGCUUAUCCAGAAAUUGUGUUCUUGGGAACAGGAUCUGCAAUUCCAAUGAAAAUCCGAAAUGUCAGUUCCACACUGGUAAAUACUAGCUCUACCCGAUCCCUGCUCUUGGACUGUGGAGAAGGAACAUUUGGACAGCUCUGUCGUCACUAUGGAGAGCAAGUUGACCAAGUGCUUUGUAACAUAGCAGCUGUGUUUGUGUCUCACAUGCAUACCGAUCAUCACUCGGGCUUGUUGAACAUCCUGAUGGAGAGGCGGAGAGCUCUUGCAUCUCUUGGACAGGUAUUCAGCCCUCUGUUUCUGGUAGCACCUGAACAGAUCAUGCCUUGGCUAUAUGAGUACCACAACCACUGCGAAGAGAUUCUUGGAGACAUCAAAAUGAUUCCUUCCCAGUCUCUUGUGAAGGGCUGUGAGAACAUCAAACCUAAAGCCAAGUGGUUUGUCAGUUCUCUAUUGGAGAACUAUGACUUGGCUGAGUUUCAGACUUGUGAAGUCAAGCACUGUAAAAAUGCUUUUGCUUGUUCAAUGGUCCACAAAUCUGGCUGGAAAGUAGUCUAUUCUGGUGACACAAUGCCCUGCAUGGCCUUAGUACAAAUGGGGAAAAACGCUACACUACUGAUCCAUGAAGCAACACUGGAGGAUGGCAUGGAAAAAGAAGCCAUAGAGAAAACACACAGCACAACCUCCCAGGCAAUUCAGACUGGGAUGAAGAUGAAUGCAGAGUUCAUUAUGCUCAACCACUUCAGUCAGAGAUAUGCCAAGAUCCCACUGUUCAGUGAAGACUUCAGCGAGAAGGUUGGAAUUGCAUUUGACCAUAUGAGAGUACGGUUUGGUGACUUUCCCGUCAUCCCAAAGCUGAUUCCACCUCUGAAGGCUUUGUUUGCAGAUGACAUUGUAGAAAUGGAGGAGCGGAAGGAAAGACGGGAGCUGCGCCAUCUGAAGGAGGCUGCUAUAGUCUUGGACAAACUGGCUGAUGGUAAGAAUGAGGAAGCACCAAGCCAAAAACGGAAACAAGCCAAGAACGGUCAGGAAGUGCCGAGCAAGAAACUUAAAACAGUGAACUGAAACAAUUUCAAGAAUGUUCUAUUCUGUAUGAGGUGUCCCAUUCUCUCUGGGCCUCUGGAGUGCACAGCGCCGAGGACUGCCCUCAAGCACAGUGGAUAAGGGCUGGCGUUAAAGUUCAGUCUCUGUGUUUACUUGGUCAUCGGUGGAUCCACGUGGGCUGAAUCUACCAAGCAUGCUGUAAGCAGCGCAACUCCUCCUGGCAACAGUGUCUACCCCUGCAGUUCCUGGUUUUGGAUCUUGCUAGUCCACAUGUCUCUUUUCUUUUAGUCAAAAAAUUUUCCUUCUGAAAUGUUUUAUUUUUGUUUUUAUGCUGGAAGCUAUUGAUAAUGUAACAGCAGUGGCUGUGACCUUUGAAGUUGCAAGAGAUCAGGUUUGAGAAGCCCUUGUAGGGCUGUGUGGAUUCUCCAGAAUAAUGUGGGCAGGUCUCUGGGUAUCUGAGGAAUGUAACUAGGUAUCAGAACCCAGAUUAUAGGAGGAAAUUGCACAAUAAAAUGGGACCCAAUUAAUUGAUUUUAAAGCUUUAGAUUAACUUAAGGAUCUUACUUCUACUGUGUUCCCAUUUUAUUUUGGUUUUCUCAGUUGAUCUUUCAAAAGACCAGUUUUCUGAAACCUUUAUUCAGAAUCUGAAUAAACUAG
Struthio camelus australis is the source of this 2868-nucleotide messenger RNA. NCBI's taxonomy places the organism in Eukaryota, Metazoa, Chordata, Aves, Struthioniformes, Struthionidae. The record is from RefSeq and is a predicted model, not a curated record.